AUGGCUGCUUCAUUCGAAUUACGAGCUCGUAAAUCAAUAUCGGCCUUCGAGAAGGCCAGCCUGGCGAAGCUAGCGUGGCUAAGAAAGAACCAUAACGGGGUGAUACAACAGGAUACCCAGCCUCUAAACAUAAGCAAGCCAUUCUCGUGCUGGGAUGAAUUACCCGUCGAACUAGUGGUCAAUAUAUUCGGUCUCUGUCGACUCCAGGACCUAGGGAGUCUGCUUCUCGUUUGCCGGAAGUUCUGGUAUCUUUUGCAGGUUCACGAGGAAGCCAUCACCAGAGAGUACUUGCGUAUUCGGCGGCAUGGGACACUGCCGUCUCGAAAGCACAAGCCGAGCCAUUACACAAGGGCGCCUGAAGAUGAUGUGAUAUUGCUAUCGGACCUGUUCCCCCCGUUUGUUGAAGAUACCAGUGGCCGUGAGCAUUAUUCUUUCAGGUAUUUGGCGGACUUACGACGGAGGCAGGAAGUCUGCUCGAAAUUAUCUUAUUACCUCGCCGACCAUGUUCUGGACCGGUUCAUGGAGGAGAACCCUGGCUGGGUAAAGUCCUUAUCACAUCUACCAAAACCGACGCAGCAGAAGAUUAUGGACCGGGGCAACGCCCUUCUUAAGUCGAAACUGACUCCUCUCAUGUUUUAUACGAUGUAUUUCUUGAAAAAGUAUGAUGAAGCACGGCUAGAGCUCCAGGAUUCCCUUUAUGAAGCAUUUGAAGCUGGCAAGCUCCCCGUACCUGUCCAGCCCCGUGAUCGGUCAAUUAUGUACCGCGCUCUUCAAACAAAGAUACUCCAAGCCUACCCUUUCCUCGACUCCCAGGCAUUAAUAUCAGCUCACCACUGUAUCCGGUUACUAAUAUUUUCACUCCAUCGCGUUCUUGUUGCGGAGACACCUGUCACUACGUCAUGUGAGAAGUUCAUUAUCAUGCUACUCUCUACCUCUGGUCUGGAGCGAGUAACGGAAUUCUUUGCGGCUGAAAAGGGCGGAAGCAAUCAGCGUGCCAUGAGGAAGGAAUUUAUGCGCAAAACACAGCUGGACUGGGACAACUAUAGGAACGACCCCAAGGCUCUGAAAGUGUUUGACGCAUUGAGCGGUGAUUGUCACUAUCCGCCACUGAUGACCGAGAUAUGGACUGGACCGGCAAUAGAAGAGAUCUCCAGGCGACAAUUACUUAUACAGCAUCCCAAUGAAGAUUUUGUGACGCUGUGGAAUGAUGCACAUAUCAGCCUUGGCUGUAGUUAUUGUGCGAGAACGAAUGCGAAGAUAAAGUGGCAGGCUUGA
This is a messenger RNA of Trichophyton verrucosum HKI 0517, 1275 nucleotides long. Its product is annotated as F-box domain protein. Lineage: Eukaryota; Fungi; Ascomycota; Eurotiomycetes; Onygenales; Arthrodermataceae. The transcript is spliced from 3 exons. The record is from RefSeq and is a predicted model, not a curated record. The coding region runs from base 1 to 1275 and encodes 424 amino acids. Gene Ontology annotation, molecular function: protein binding.